AGCAAAAAAGCGCGAAAAGCAUGCUGAAUAACUGACAUCUAUCAAACAGUGAAUUUCAUUUCUCAGCUGUUGUCAGCAUCAGAUCUAGUAAUAAUCAAUCAAGUUGAUCAAAUAUUUCGAUUUGUUUUCAAACAGAAUUAAUACGUUAAUGAGAAGUUAACUGUAUUCUUAUUUAUCAUGAAUACUUACUUUUCCGAUAGAAAGGAGCGUCACUUAUUGUACAAUACUUUGGCAAUCCUCUUGAAAGCUGUUGAAGGUGAACGUACUACCGUUGAUCUGCGUAAUGAGGCUUGUAUUUACGGAACCGUUGAACAAGCUGAUGGCUUUAUGAAUAUCUUAAUGAAGAAUUGCAUAUUCACCGAUCCAAAGGGUGACAGCUUUAAGUAUGAAAUAUUUUUCGUUCAAGCUCGAAAUAUUCGCCAAGUUCACAUUCCAGCACAUAUACGAAUAUUACCUUCAAUCAAAGAACAGUUGGAAAAAGUAUCUCGUAGACCAGUCAAAAAUAUACCAACACAUUCAUUAAGAUCUAAAAGAAUAACUAGAAAUCAAGCUGAGGGACUAGCAGCUGUAAAAAAAAUUUUAGAAGAUAGGAAGCAUAAUGAACCUCAAGCUAGUGGUAGUGGUACUAAAAACUGAUACAGUUUCAGUUAUAGAUUUUAUUCUGAUAUAGUCACUUCAUAUAAAAAAUAUCUAUAUUUCACAAAAUAUGUGUACAGUCUAUUAAUAAAGGUAUAUAUUUCAUAAAAUUUGCUA
Messenger RNA from Phymastichus coffea, 753 nucleotides. Its product is annotated as U7 snRNA-associated Sm-like protein LSm10. The transcript has 3 exons. Gene Ontology annotation, molecular function: U7 snRNA binding; histone pre-mRNA DCP binding. Gene Ontology annotation, biological process: mRNA 3'-end processing by stem-loop binding and cleavage. The coding region runs from base 178 to 636 and encodes 152 amino acids. NCBI's taxonomy places the organism in Eukaryota, Metazoa, Arthropoda, Insecta, Hymenoptera, Eulophidae. The record is from RefSeq and is a predicted model, not a curated record. Gene Ontology annotation, cellular component: nuclear body; cytoplasmic U snRNP body.